AUGUCUGUGAAGUCUAUACCUGCCUUUGACGAAUUGCCUGUUGACAAGAAAGGACCAUUCCUGAAUGCUUGGGGAUUAUAUGGAAAUGAUGAUGAGCUGGGCUUCCUAAAUCGUUUAAGUGAUGAUUUGGUGAAAGAAGCCGCCAAAGAGAUUCAGUCCGGUACAAGGAUCUCUCUGAAUUGGCCACUGGAUGCUCAGGGUGACAUCCCCUUCUUCGGCCGUCAGGUUUUUCAUAAACACGUUUAUCAGAAGCCGCCUCGCGUCGUGAACGACGAUGUUUGGACUUUCAACACACAGAGUAGUAGUCAAUGGGACGGCCUUCGGCACUUUGCGUAUCAAAAAGAAGCAAAGUUUUACAAUGGCGUAACACUUGAUGACAUUCACAGUGAGAAUUCAACCACCAAUGGUAUUGGAGCUUGGAGCGAAAAAGGCAUUAUCGGUCGUGGUGUUCUUCUUGACUACGAAGCUUGGCGAGAAGAACAUAAUCACCCCCAAAAGGAUGCAUUUAAACCUGGCGUCAUCACCUUGUCCGAGUUGAAAGCAGUUGCCGAGUGGGAAGGCGUAGAGAUCAAGUUUGGCGACAUCCUUAUCAUUCGUUCUGGGUACAUGGCCCAGCAUCAAAAACGUUCUCGGAGCGAUCUCGAAGCUCUCAGCAAAAUCAUGCCGCCCACAUUCCUAGGCGUGGAACAGAGUACGGAAAUAUUGAACUGGAUCUGGGACAACUUUUCCGCGGUCGCUGGGGAUCAGCCAUCCUUCGAAUGCUGGCCAUCGUCCCAGCCAUAUAUGCUUCACGAAGUACUUCUGGCUGGUUGGGGCUGUCCGAUUGGCGAGCUCUUCGACCUCGAAGCUUUGUCUGUUCAGUGCAAGAAAAACGCUCGCUACAGCUUCUUUGUCGCCAGCGAACCUUGUAAUGUUCCCGGAGGUGUGGCUAGUCCACCGAACAUCAUUGCGAUUCAAUAG
Aureobasidium melanogenum CBS 110374 is the source of this 960-nucleotide messenger RNA. RefSeq lists its product as uncharacterized. The transcript is spliced from 6 exons. Lineage: Eukaryota; Fungi; Ascomycota; Dothideomycetes; Dothideales; Saccotheciaceae. Gene Ontology annotation, molecular function: arylformamidase activity. The record is from RefSeq and is a predicted model, not a curated record. Bases 1 to 960 code for a protein of 319 amino acids.